CAAUAUGGCGCAAGGUCGGCCAUUAAGUCGCCAUGGUAGAUACGAUGCCAGUUUUGAAACUCCGUUUGGGGAUAGUGAAAACGACGACUUUCAACAUAUUACAAACCUGUCAUUAAGACCAAAAAGUGGACUAAAAACACGGGGAAUAAUAUCUGAGUACGAUCAGUAUGCAAGAGUGAAAGAUUCAAACAGCAAUUCCAUACCACAUUACAGCAGUAUUCAGUAUAAAACUGGUGGAUAUUUAAACACACAUGACUCAUCUUAUGUUGGAGAUGUUAACCAAAACUCUAUAGUCAUGCAGCCAAGACCUCCAAGCUCAACAGGUCGACCUUCAUCCACUGGUAGACCUUUGAGUACUUCCACUAGAGCCAAGUCUGCUAAAAAGUCUCAGGAACUUAAUGAAUCUGUUUCCCCAGUUCUACCUGAACACCAAAGGCCUUCAUCGGUGUUAUCCAAAUAUCCCCUGUUGCCAGCCAUAGGCAGCCCUACUCAGGAUCUUGACGACUCCACUUCCAGCAGUUAUAGUGGUAGAGAUCACCAAAGAAAGCCUCCACACAACUUCCACAAACAUACAGUUCACAGCAGCUCAAGCUCUGAGAGUAGGGAAACCAAUGCAGUCCCUUCAUGUGAACGGCAUAGUGAGCUAGAGGUGACAGACAUUAUUGAGAGACUAGAUCUCUCACAGCUGGAUAAACAUGAUGCAGAAAAAGGCAGAAGGAAAAAAAGUUUGUCAGGUUCUAGUCCAUCUCAAGCCAAGCACAAAAAUCAGACUCAAUCCAAGUUGAAAUCCAAAGCGGGGGAGGUAUAUGAUGCUGAUGAUGAUGAUUCAGACACACCAGUCUCUCAGAGAGCCGUCUCUUCAAGACUUUUGAAAGCACACAUGAAAAAGCCAGUCAUCAUACCUUCACCUGAUUGUGACUCUAGCAAAGAACUGCUUCUGGCCAUUAAACUGCCUGUUUCUGGGAAGAGGCAUCAGAAAAUCUUCAACGGUAGUGAAACAUUACAAGCUAUUAUAGACUUUGCUGAAGCAGUGUCUGGAGAAGAUUUUAGUGGUUAUAUUCUAGUGUCUAGUGCACCAAAACACACUUACAGAGAUUUGAGUGAAACUAUAGAGAGUGUAGGGCUAGAGGAUAAAUCAGUUUUACAUUUAGAACAAGUUGAUUAAAACUGUCAUGAAGUGUUAUGGAAAAAAGCUAUAAAAAAUCUGUGACAUUGCAGGAAAAAUAGGACUAUCACAUAAUGUAAAGUUGGAGUCUUUUGUAGUUUGUUGAUGGCUCAUCUGAACACUCCCCCUCAACUUUAUCAAACAACAAAACUAAAAAAAAAUAAACAUUUUCAGCGUGGGAACAAAAAUGUGAUAUAUUUUUUAUUAUGAAGACCUUGAAAAUGUAGUGUUGAUGUUUCAUACAUCUGCACAUCUCAUUAACUGCUGAAUACUGUGCUCACUUAAAUACUAAAUGUUUUAUCCUAAGCUGGUUAUAAACUUGUUCUCGAUGUUAUUUAACUGCUGUAUUUAUUACUGUAAAUAUAUAUAUAUU
This is a messenger RNA of Physella acuta, 1538 nucleotides long. RefSeq lists its product as uncharacterized. Gene Ontology annotation, molecular function: ubiquitin binding. The record is from RefSeq and is a predicted model, not a curated record. Gene Ontology annotation, biological process: ERAD pathway. Lineage: Eukaryota; Metazoa; Mollusca; Gastropoda; Physidae. Gene Ontology annotation, cellular component: endoplasmic reticulum.